CAACUCCACGUGAGUGUUAAUCCUCUCUUGGUCAGCCCUGUUGCAUUCUGCUAACUGGGGACACCACCACUCCACAACAAAACCCAACAGAUUUUAGUUUGACGAAGCAUUUUGCAAUACCGACUCUCUAACUCUUAUCUCUUUUAUUUUUUUAUUGCCUCUCUGUGUAAUUUUCCUUCCCACACUGUUAGUGGGAAGACCGUUUACUUAAAUUAAGGGCCAUUUUAGUUUUGGUCUUUUUUUAAACACCUCGGAAAAUGGGGAUUGACUCUGGAGUCAAUGUUUCAGAUGAUGUUGCACUUUACGGGGGAAAAAGUGCCUUUACCCAACUGGAGCACAACAUAGUGGCUGGAUAUCUUAUCACUGCAGGUGUCAUAAGUUUAUUAAGCAACAUUGUUGUGCUGCUCAUGUUUGUGAAGUUUAAGGAGCUGCGCACUGCCACCAACUUUAUUAUAAUCAAUCUUGCUUUUACUGACAUUGGUGUGGCUGGUAUCGGCUAUCCCAUGUCAGCUGCCUCAGACAUCCACGGCAGCUGGAAAUUUGGCUACGCUGGUUGUCAGAUCUAUGCAGCUCUCAACAUCUUCUUCGGCAUGGCCAGCAUCGGCCUGCUGACGGUGGUGGCCAUCGACCGAUACCUCACCAUCUGCAGACCAGACAUAGGGCAGAAAAUGACGAUGCGAUCAUACAACCUUCUUAUCCUGGCAGCAUGGCUGAAUGCUGUGUUCUGGUCCUCCAUGCCCGUGGUGGGCUGGGCUGGUUAUGCCCCCGAUCCCACCGGAGCUACAUGCACCAUCAACUGGAGACAGAAUGACGCCUCCUUCAUCUCUUACACUAUGGCUGUGAUCGCUGUGAACUUUGUGUUGCCUGUUUCCACCAUGUUUUACUGCUACUACAACGUGUCGGCCACUGUGAGGAGAUACAAAGCCAGCAACUGCCUGGACAUCAUCAACGUCGACUGGUCAGAUCAGAUGGAUGUCACCAAGAUGUCCAUGGUGAUGAUUGUCAUGUUCCUGGUGGCCUGGUCUCCGUACUCCGUGGUGUGUCUCUGGGCCUCCUUUGGUGACCCAAAGACCAUCGCUGCCCCCAUGGCUAUCAUCGCUCCACUCUUUGCCAAGUCCUCCACCUUUUACAACCCCUGCAUUUAUGUCAUUGCCAACAAAAAGUUCAGAAGAGCCAUCAUAGGUAUGGUUCGAUGUCAAACCAGGCAAAGAAUCACCAUCAAUACCCAGGUUCCCAUGACAACCUCCCAACAACCCUUGACCCAGUGAGAAGCAUCCCCUUUGCUUGGAAAAGGCCAAAGAGGGAGGAAUCGUCUCACACUGGGUGUAGACCGAAGGCCAAAGACCCCGACCGGGAGGAAUCUUUUGUUGAGUUUGACCCUAUCCCGCUUUACCCUACCCUGUUUAUUAAAGGACACUUUUUGUUAUAUGGUUACUGUCUCCGAGUCUCCUGUUUUAUCUCUGAAUCUUGCCUCCACGUCCCCCGGGUUGCCACAACACCUAAGCCAACUAACUGUACAAUCACCAGACUUUUACAUCAUUCUGUAACUUCCCAGUGAUGUUCUCGAUGUAUUCAAAUUCAAACAAUCCCAAAGUACUUACGUUCCCAUGAUGUUCUGCAUGAGGAAGCUGCUACUUAUACAGUAUAUAAACAUUCCUAUAGUCAGUGUAUUACCUACAGUCACUUAUAUGAUGGCCGGCAUGCUCUCAGUUUGGAGAAGCAGACCGGAGCACUGGCGCAAAAGCUAAGUAAUGUACUGCUGUAGUUUGGAUCAGCAAGUCACUCAAAAACACAAACAAACUUAUCGAUUACAAAACAUCGUUCUGCUGCUCCCGUCCACAGACACUUUACAGACCUCUAUAACCGGGAACUGAAGCAGUUUUAGUGCUCUCUUCAAAACCACAAGACUCCAUUGACAAAAACAGUCA
Messenger RNA from Anarrhichthys ocellatus (wolf-eel), 1928 nucleotides. RefSeq names its product retinal pigment epithelium-derived rhodopsin homolog (gene rrh). The transcript has 9 exons. Bases 258 to 1268 code for a protein of 336 amino acids. The record is from RefSeq and is a predicted model, not a curated record. Gene Ontology annotation, biological process: visual perception; G protein-coupled receptor signaling pathway. Gene Ontology annotation, cellular component: membrane. Lineage: Eukaryota; Metazoa; Chordata; Actinopteri; Perciformes; Anarhichadidae. Gene Ontology annotation, molecular function: G protein-coupled receptor activity.